UAGAUACAAUUCUUCUGAGCGUUUAGAAUCAUCCCAUCCUAAACCUUACACUUUGUACAAGAUGUUUUCUUCAACCUUCCAGAAUGCUAGGAAGUUUCACCAAGCAACAAGGCAGAUUCACAAGUCUGCUUUAAAAGUGGUUGUUGGCCCUCAGUUCGAAGAAACUGUGACCAGCAGUUUUGCAUCAUUUAUCAGUGAAAUCCGCCCAGAACACCUGCCUGAUGUUGUACGGCACAGAAGCAAACGCAUGAUUCUGGACAACAUUGGUGUUGGCCUUGUGGGCACUAAAACACAUGUCUUCAACAUCAUUGUGCAAUAUUGUCAGGACCUACAUGUUUCAAGACAUGGAAAUACAGCUAUUUGCUCGGUUUAUGGACAAAAGGGAUUAAAACUGUCCCCAACACUUGCUGCGUACACCAAUGGAGUAGCAGUUCACUCGAUGGACUUUGAUGAUACUUGGCAUCCUGCUACGCAUCCAUCAGGUGCAGUGCUACCCUCACUCCUGGCCUUGUCUGAGCUGCUUUCAAAGGACAAAAAAAUCAGUGGAGAGGACCUUUUGAUGGCUUUUAAUGUGGGAAUCGAAGUACAAGGACGACUGAUGUGUUUCUCACAUGAAUCCAAAAACAUCCCUAAAAAAUUUCAUCCACCCUCCGUUGUUGGCACCAUGGGAAGUGCUGCUGCAUCAGCCAAACUUCUUUCACUGAAUAAAGAUCAAUGCACCCAUGCUAUGGCGAUUGCAGCCUCUCUUGCUGGAGCCCCAAUGGCAAAUGCUGCUACUCUUGCUAAACCGUUGCACAUUGGGAAUGCCACCAGAUUAGGGCUUGAGGCAGCACUUCUUGCUGCAAAGGGAAUGGAGGCCAAUCCCCUAAUAUUGGAUGAUGUCCCUGGGUGCUCAGGUUUUAGUGCGUUUUAUGGUGAUUACCAUCCUAAAUUGUUAGCUGCACCAGGAGAGCAAUAUGAAUUUCUCUUGGAAAAGCAAGAUAUUGCAUUCAAGUCAUUUCCGGCUCAUCUUGGUAUGCACUGGAUAGCAGAUGCUUCAGUUUCAGUCAGAAAUAAUUUCAUAAGUCAAUAUGGGUCAUUUGAUCCUUCUGCCAUCCAAUCAAUUCUUCUCAGAGUCCCAGUUUCUAAGUAUAUCAACCGGCCCUUUCCUGAGUCAGAACAUGAGGCCAGGCAUUCUUUCCAGUUCAAUGCUUGCACUGCACUGUUAGAUGGAGAAGUAAAUGUCAGCUCCUUUGAUGAUGACCAUAUUUAUCGCAAUGAUCUCCAGAACAUGCUAAGUAAAGUGAUAGUUGAACACCCAGAAGAUAAUGUAGCCAACUUUGAUAAAAUGUAUGGAGAGGUGGCUUUACUGUUGAAAAAUGGAGACAUGCUGAUAGGAAAAUGCGAUACAUUCUAUGGGCACUGGAGGAAACCUCUAAGUCGGGAUUCUCUGUUAAAGAAAUUCCGUUCCAACGCUAGAAAUGUUCUCCAGGAAGAUAGCACAGAAAUGGUAAUACAAAUGGUGGAGAAUUUAGAAAGUGUAACAGAUGGCUCCCAGCUGCCACUGCUACUUCAGUAAUUAUUCAUUAUUAAUUAUCA
Molecule: messenger RNA, 1578 nt
Organism: Spea bombifrons (plains spadefoot toad)
Lineage: Eukaryota; Metazoa; Chordata; Amphibia; Anura; Pelobatidae
Product: cis-aconitate decarboxylase-like
Exons: 6
Coding region: 62-1558 (498 amino acids)
Molecular function (GO): lyase activity
Source: RefSeq, a predicted model, not a curated record